Corylus avellana is the source of this 1994-nucleotide messenger RNA. It is a transcript of the gene NAC101, whose product is annotated as NAC-domain protein 101. Gene Ontology annotation, molecular function: DNA binding. NCBI's taxonomy places the organism in Eukaryota, Viridiplantae, Streptophyta, Magnoliopsida, Fagales, Betulaceae. Gene Ontology annotation, biological process: regulation of DNA-templated transcription. The record is from RefSeq and is a predicted model, not a curated record.
UUGAUUGGUCUGUGCCGUUAGUUUCAUCUGACUUCACCGUUUGCUCUCUCAUCUCUCUCACGCACAUAUUCCAUCUCUGUAACUCUCGGUUGGGUCUCUAUCAGUUGCGGGUGGAGGUGGCAGUAGAGACGCCAUUCCUUGCUCUGCUUAAGCCAAUUUUGCGCCACCCUUUUUUCCCGCCCAAAAUCUUCCCCACCAAUUCAGCUUAAUCCGACAACGAGAGAUAAUGAGAGCUUAUGAUAUAGAAAACCAGCUGCUACGACAACUUUUUUAUUCAAUUAUUUUUUUCCUUCUUUUUUAGCAUUAGGGUUUCUCCUCCUUAUUUAACCCUACUUGUUUUCUAUUCUUCUGGUCCUCAGCUUUUCCUUUUUCCCAAGCCCCUCGGGAUUCGGUCCUCGACAACUCGACAGCCUCGGAGACAGUUUGUAAGAGGGCUUCAAUUCCCGAGGACACACCUUAAAGUAACAACUCUUUUGUAUUUUGUGGUCUUUCUUUCUUGUCUCAUAUAUAGGAGCUUUUCCUCUAUGCUUGGGAGUGAAGUUGAGAAAAUUCCCAGACCAUAAUAUCAAUCUAUUUUUGGAGAAAAAGGGUUUGCUGGUUGGUGGAAGAUUCACUCGCCCACUGAUCACCUGCCACCCCAGAGGCCCAGAUCUAACCCAAGACAUAAGCGGGGGAAUAUGAAUACUUUUUCUCAUGUACCCCCUGGUUUUCGGUUUCAUCCAACAGAUGAAGAACUGGUUGAUUAUUACCUUAGAAAAAAGGUGACAUCACGAAGGAUUGACCUUGAUGUCAUUAAAGAUGUUGACCUCUACAAAAUUGAGCCGUGGGAUCUUCAAGAGAUAUGCAGGAUAGGAACAGAAGACCAAAGUGACUGGUACUUUUUUAGCCAUAAAGACAAGAAGUAUCCAACAGGAACCCGCACAAAUAGGGCCACAACAGCAGGUUUUUGGAAAGCAACAGGAAGAGAUAAGGCCAUAUACUCCAAGCAUGACUUAGUUGGAAUGAGGAAGACCUUGGUCUUUUACAAAGGUCGAGCCCCAAAUGGACAAAAAUCAGACUGGAUUAUGCAUGAAUACCGGCUUGAAACAGAUGAAAAUGGGACUCCACAGGAAGAAGGUUGGGUUGUCUGCAGGGUAUUCAAGAAAAAGAUAACAGCAAUGCGCAAAGUGAGCGAGCAUGAAUCACCAUGUUGGUAUGAUGAUCAAGUCUCAUUUAUGCCGGAGAUGGACUCACCUAAGCACAACUCCCACAGUAAUCUGGUGUACCAACAACUCCCUUAUCAUUGCAAGAAAGAGCUAGAUCUGCCAUACAACCUUCCCCGGGAGCACUUCCUCCAGCUCCCACUUCUAGAAAGCCCAAAAAUGCUCCAAUCCGCCGCCACCGUAAGCUCAUACGGCGGCAUUGACAUAAACCAUGCAGCCGCCACCCUGCAGUACUCCUCUUCACUCUCACAACAAAUUCAAAUACCCCAUGAACACAGCUUUCAUGCGAUGGAUCAAAUGACAACAGAUUGGAGAGUGCUAGACAAGUUUGUUGCUUCUCAACUCAGCCCAGAUGGUGCAGCCAACAUGUUUCACGCAUCAGGCAACACGAAUAAUGUUCUUGUCAGCAGACACUUGGAAAAGCAAGAAAUGGUGCCGGAAAAUGAUGCCUCCGUGUCAAGCUCUAGCAAUUGUCAAAUUGAGUUUUGGAAGUGACAUUAUAAUUUGCUUAAAUACUGAUCAUAGGAUAUUAUUAUAAGUUGGAAAAGAAAAAGGGAAGUAGUGAUUUAAAUUCAUGUACAUAAUAAACUAAGCCUGUAUAGCUGUUGGUGGGCUUCUGGCUCUUCGAUCUCCUAGUAUUAAGUUAAUUAUUAAUAUCGCUAAAAUAGUUAGUGACAAAUUAAAUCAUGUUUCUUGUAUAAAGGAGAUAUCCUUGGAGUUUCAUCGAGCUUUGCUUGUAGUGGGCUUUAUUAUUUUCGGAUAUUCUACUUAAUGAAUUAAUUAGUUUUUAGU